CGACGGGGAGCGGGAGGUGCGGGCAGGGCGGCGGCGCAAGCCCAGACCUUGACCGACCUAGAGGAGGCCUCACACCUGAGACCCUCCCGGUUCCCGGAAAGCGCCUUCAAGAAAGUCAGGGUUGACCUUGGCCUACUGCGCUCCUGGCUAGCCCGGGGGCACGCUCACGCUGACCUCUGGCUGCUCCUCAGACCAGGCUGAGGAGUGACCCACACCAGGUCCUGCUCCCUAGAGCUGUAAACCCUAAACCAGCCAGUGCCCCUAUCCCAGUCCUGCGGUCUUCGCCAUGGUGAAGUUGCUACCAGCCCAGGAGGCUGCCAAGAUCUACCACACCAACUACGUGCGCAACUCACGCGCUGUGGGAGUGAUGUGGGGCACGCUCACCAUCUGUUUCUCGGUGCUGGUCAUGGCUCUCUUCAUCCAGCCCUACUGGAUAGGCGACAGUGUGAGCACGCCGCAGGCCGGCUACUUCGGCCUGUUCUCCUACUGCGUGGGCAACGUGCUCUCAUCUGAACUCAUCUGCAAGGGUGGCCCUCUGGACUUCUCCUCUAUCCCCUCCAGAGCCUUCAAGACUGCCAUGUUCUUCGUGGCCUUGGCCAUGUUCCUCAUCAUUGGCUCCAUCAUCUGCUUCAGCCUGUUCUUUGUCUGUAACACGGCCACGGUCUACAAGAUCUGCGCCUGGAUGCAGCUGGCAGCAGCCACAGGCCUAAUGAUCGGAUGCCUGGUCUACCCCGAUGGCUGGGACUCCAGCGAGGUACGGCGCAUGUGUGGUGAGCAGACGGGCAAGUACACGCUGGGCCACUGCACCAUCCGCUGGGCCUUCAUGCUGGCCAUCCUUAGUAUUGGAGAUGCUCUCAUCCUCUCCUUCUUGGCUUUCGUGUUGGGCUAUCGACAGGACAAGCUCCUCCCUGAUGACUACAAGGCAGAUGGGAAAGAGGAAGUCUGACGUGACUGAGGGCUGACGAGUCACACUUCGGGCAGGACAUUAUUUCCCUGGCAAAGAAAAUCAGAACUCAGAUCCUUCAGAGAUGAAAACUUUCCUCCAGCUUCCUGCUCUCAGAUCUUUCAGCCUGAGGCACAGAGUCCCAGGACAGGGUAGAACCCAUCAGUCUCCCGCUGGCUGCGCAGACAACUGUCCGCAGCAGACACUACCACAGAAGGUGCAGCGAUCCACAAGAUGGCAGUCAGGGCGGAGUGGCUGAGGGUGCUUCCCCACAGAGACGUUUCCCAUCAGCAGGCCACCUCACUCUUUGGUGACCUCUCUGUUGGACAUUAGGUUUGUGAUCCAUGUCUGGAGGUCAGCAGCACCC
Molecule: messenger RNA, 1310 nt
Organism: Myodes glareolus (Bank vole)
Lineage: Eukaryota; Metazoa; Chordata; Mammalia; Rodentia; Cricetidae
Gene: Lhfpl5
Product: LHFPL tetraspan subfamily member 5
Biological process (GO): sensory perception of sound; detection of mechanical stimulus involved in sensory perception
Cellular component (GO): plasma membrane
Source: RefSeq, a predicted model, not a curated record